AUGUAUUAUCAUGUUCCUGAACAGUGUUACAUGCCAAAUAAAAAAUGUCGCAAAACUUUUGCUACAUCCGAUCAAGAAUAUUAUGAAUAUAUAUUACAUAUAUGCAUUUAUUUGUUAAACUUAGGUAUCAUUCAAGAUUCAUUCAAAUAUCUUAAAUCAUUAAAAUAUCUUGAUUUAUCAAGUACAAAUUUAUUUGAUCUUGAUGGAUGUAUAUUUAUUCAAUUAACUGGUUUACGUACACUUAAAAUUGAACGUGUUUCAAUUAAUUGUUCAUCUUGUUGGCUUCCUAUAGCAAAAAAGAAUUCAAUCAUAUUAUUCGGACAAUGUUUUAAUAAUAUAACAAUACAACUACUUGAUUCAUUAACAAAUGAACAACUUCAUUCUUCCUGUUCAACAUCAUCUAUUGAUUGUUCAUCGGAUUAUUGUGAACCAGGUUCAUUUAAUUUUGAAUAUAAGUCCUCAUCAUUUGGUAAAUUAUCAAAUUUAGCUAAAAAUUCUAAUACAUCACAAAAUAAUACAAUCAAAAUAAUUCUUAGUAUUAUAUUUAGUAUAAUUGCACUUAUUAUAAUUAUUAUAUUAAUUAUUUUAAUUUAUCGAUGGAAACAAGGUAAACAAUUAUUGUGUUGUCAGUUUCUAUCAACAACAUCAUCAACAAUGACUGAAAUAACACGACGUCAUCGUCGUCAACAUCAAAAACAAAUAAUCAAUAAAAAUCCAACUGUAAUCGAAUCAAUUAUUACACAUGGUGCAAAUAUGAAUGUACCAUCAUAUCCACAUCAUAAUUAUGAAUAUUCAACGGAAACAACUUCAAAUAAUAAACGAAAACUUUAUAAUCCUAUGUUUAUGAAUUCUCCGAAAUCGGACACAAGAUCUCAUCAAUCAAUAGUAGUAUCAAAUGACAAUUGUUCUCAUAGCAAUCAAUCGUAUUCUGAAAAUCUAUGA
Molecule: messenger RNA, 942 nt
Organism: Rotaria sp. Silwood2
Lineage: Eukaryota; Metazoa; Rotifera; Eurotatoria; Philodinida; Philodinidae
Source: the annotation of a GenBank genome assembly